Messenger RNA from Oppia nitens, 661 nucleotides. Its product is annotated as E3 ubiquitin-protein ligase NRDP1-like. Bases 1 to 651 code for a protein of 216 amino acids. Gene Ontology annotation, biological process: protein ubiquitination. The transcript has 3 exons. Gene Ontology annotation, molecular function: ubiquitin-protein transferase activity. The record is from RefSeq and is a predicted model, not a curated record. Lineage: Eukaryota; Metazoa; Arthropoda; Arachnida; Sarcoptiformes; Oppiidae.
AUGCCCGGCUAUGAUAUCAAUCGAUUUGUCGACCUAUCGGAGGACAUGAAAUCCGAACUCAUAUGCAGUAUAUGUUACCAGAUAUUCCGUAAACCUGUUGUCACUGACUGUUGUUUGCAAACAUUUUGCGAAGACUGUAUACACCAGUGGCUUAAAACCCAUACUACCUGUCCGUAUGAUAGAAAACUGCUAAACAGUAAUCAAUUAAGACCAUCACAAAGUUAUCAAAUGCCCGGCUAUGAUAUCCAUCGGUUUGUCGACCUAUCGGAGGACAUGAAAUCGGAACUCAUAUGCAGUAUAUGUCACCAGAUUUUCCGUAAACCUGUUGUCACUGACUGUUGUUUGCAAACAUUUUGCGAAGACUGUAUACACCAGUGGCUUAAAACCCAUACUACCUGUCCGUAUGAUAGAAAACUGCUAACUAGUGGACAGUUAAGACCAUCGCAAAGAGUUUUAACCAAUUUAUUAGAUAAAUURAAAAUCAAAUGUCUUAACGAAGAUAAGGGAUGCAAACAAAUCAGUCAAUUGAUUGAAUCGGACAAACAUCUGGAUAACUGUCCGUUGAAUAUAAAACAAUGCAUCGAUGUCUUAGURUGUGUUAUGUUAGACACGAUUGUCUGGAGGAASUACUCAAACGAAAUGCUGAAUUAAAGUCAGAUAA